This is a messenger RNA of Nipponia nippon (crested ibis), 1233 nucleotides long. Lineage: Eukaryota; Metazoa; Chordata; Aves; Pelecaniformes; Threskiornithidae. The record is from RefSeq and is a predicted model, not a curated record.
AUGGCAGACCUUUGCAGUGUGCCCCCCAAAAUCCUUGCCCCGGCCACCAAUGAGACACUGGAGCUGGCGCUGGGGACCCAGAUAGCGCUGAACUGCACCGUGCACUGGGCGGCCGCGGAGCACUGCGAGCCCGUCCCCACCUGGAGCAAAGACGGGCAAUGGCUGGGCAGCGAGAGCAGCCAGGACACUACCUGGUUUGCCCAAAAUGCCUCGGAGCGGCUCCUCGCCAGCGUCCUGCAGCUCAACCUCACGCACGAUGCCGACUUUGGGGUGUUUGCCUGCUGGGUCAGCAACGCCACGGCCACCUUCACCCUGCGGCGAGUGGAGGCAGCAGGGCACGUGCCCGCGGUGCUGGCAGCCCUCCUGGUCCUGGUGCUCCUGGUGCUUCUGGCCGGGCUCUAUGUCCGAUGCCGCCUGAGCGUGCUCCUCUGGUACCGGAACCGCUACGGCGAGCUGGAGAUCAACGACGGGAAGCUGUACGACGCCUACGUCUCCCACGCCACCGCCCCGGAUGACCGAAAGUUUGUCCACUUCAUUGUGAAGCCACAGCUGGAGAACCGCUACGGCUACAAGCUCUUCCUGGAUGAGCAAACUAUCCUGCCCAACUCCGAGCCAUCGGCUGACCUGAUCAUGAACGUGAGCCGGUGCCGGCGUCUCAUCGUGGUCCUCUCCGUCGCAUACCUGGAGCAAGACUGGUGCAACAGCAGCUUCAGGGAAGGGCUUUGGAGGCUGCUGGAGCUUUCCAAGAAACCCAUCUUCAUUGUCUUCGAGAGUCAGUACCGGGAGAUCGCCCACCCCGCCAUCAGCCUGCUGAAGCAGCACCGGAGCGCAGUGACCUUGCUGGUGUGGCGAGCUGGCUCCAUGACCCCAUCAUCGGACUUCUGGAAGGAGCUGUGCCUGGCCCUGCCCCGCAAGGUGUCCUUCCAGGGGACCAUGGGGGACCCGCAGACCCAGCUGCAGGAGGACAAGGACCCCAUGCUGAUCCUGCACAGCAGCUACCUGGACAGCGGUGGAGACCUCCACCCAGAUGGGGACCUUGGCCUCCGAGGAUGCGCUUUCAGAAGCCCCCCGCCUCCCCGCCUCGGCGCUCCCAUGGCUUCAGCUGCCGGCACGACGGAGGACACACAGCUGAGGGACGGCCAGAGACCCGAGCUCGACAUCUCAGACUUGGGAUCGCGCAACUACAGCGCCCGCACGGACUUCUACUGCCUGGUGACGGAGGAUGACAUCUGA